Dibothriocephalus latus is the source of this 288-nucleotide messenger RNA. NCBI's taxonomy places the organism in Eukaryota, Metazoa, Platyhelminthes, Cestoda, Diphyllobothriidea, Diphyllobothriidae. The record is from the annotation of a GenBank genome assembly.
ACUUAUCGUCGCUUUCUGAGUCCACAUGACCUGCUGGAUUUGCUCAUAAAACGCUUCAACAUGCCCCGACCAGACUUUGAGGGGGCUCUUCAGGCUAACAUAAAGUCCUGCAGGUCCUUCUCAGACGUCGCCUCCCUCAUUCCUCGCAUGGAGCUGCGCUUCCACUCUGCCUAUAAGCGCCGUAUACAGUAUCGGUACGUUUCAGUCAACCAGUGGACUUGCGGGCGUUUCAUGUUUGUGGAGAAUUAUGCUUGCAUUUAUUGCGUUGCCGUUCUCAUUUUGGAGUGA